Diaporthe amygdali is the source of this 363-nucleotide messenger RNA. RefSeq lists its product as uncharacterized. The coding region runs from base 1 to 363 and encodes 120 amino acids. Lineage: Eukaryota; Fungi; Ascomycota; Sordariomycetes; Diaporthales; Diaporthaceae. The record is from RefSeq and is a predicted model, not a curated record. The transcript has 2 exons.
AUGAAAGUUGCAGCAACAACAGUACUCGCCAUCUCAAAGAAAAGCAUCAUAAUAUCUUUCUCGCCAACAAGGAUACCAGGCCUGAGCCAGGUCGCCUCUUCGAAGUCCCUGCACGACAUCCAAUAUGAACGGUGUUCCGUGCGCAAGAAGGCACAGAGAAGAAGACAAACCCCGGCGGACAGUUGCUACUGCGAUCUAGGGCGGCGGACGGUGAAGGCUUGUGGCCUGCUGGCUCCUGGGCUUCGAUCACGAUGUCAACCACCGACAGCAAAACACGUACAUGGCAACAUACCCCUCCCCAAGUCUGAAAUCAUGAACAUCAGGCAAGUCUUUCCUCGAGAUCCUGAACACUUCUUCCGAUAA